AUGCAUAUGCUUAGUGGCAGUUUAUUGAGUCUAUACAGCGAUGCUGGAGAUUUUGGAGAAGUUCCAAUUCAGGGAGCCGUACAAUUCAAAUUGCACUAUGAAGAAGCUAAAAAAGAAUUCCAGAUCCAUGUGGUGCAGUGCCGAGGAUUGGCAGUAGCUAACAUGAGAAAGUACACCUCUGAUCCGUAUGUAAAGACCUAUCUUCUUCCUGACCGCACUAGACCUAGCAAACGCAAGUCAUCUGUAAAGAAAGCUUCACUGAAUCCUCAAUAUAAUGAAACCCUGAAGUACAAAAUAAAGAAGCAAGAACUUCUGAAUCGAACUCUGAAUGUCUCCGUGUGGCACAAUGAUACUCUUGGUCGGAAUGUAUUCCUUGGAGAAACAGAGGUGGAGAUGACUAGCUGGGACUGGAGAAAUAACACACCGAAUUGGUACACCUUGCAGUCCAAGCCAUCCAGUCUACCGGAAGGAAACAUCAAUAGAGGAGAAAUCCGUGUGGCACUUAAGUAUAUUCCGGCAGAAUCAAUAGAUGGGAUCAAGCCAUUCAGCGGGGAAAUUCACAUAUGGCUAAAAGAAGCAACACAGUUACAGCCUCUAAAGCCUGGUGGUGUAGACUCUUUUGUGAGAUGUUAUAUUUUACCAGAUACCAGUAAGAAGAGCAGACAGAAGACCCGAAUAGUAAAGAAAAGCCUUAAUCCAAUCUAUAACCAUACUAUGGUGUACGAUGGAUUUAGGCUGGAUGAAAUAAUGGAGGCUUGUGCAGAACUAUCCAUCUGGGACCAUGAAACCUUCACUAAUCAGUUUCUUGGAGGAAUUCGCCUUAAUCUAGGCACAGGUAGUAGUUAUGGUCAUCAUGUGGAUUGGAUGGACUCAAAUGAAGAAGAAACUGCUGUCUGGAUGGACAUGAUAUCCAAACCUAAUCAGUGGGUGGAAGCAGUACUGCCUCUCAGGUCUUCUAUGACAAAAAGGAAGUGAUGAGUGAUUUUUCAGUUAAUGCUUCCUCUGACUUUAAGUGCUUAAAUAUAAUUUUCAUAAUUUGCUAGUGUCAAGAAAAAUGAUAUAAAAUGUACUGUUUUCAUUUAAUGUCUAUACUUUAAGGGGUGAUGGGUUCCAGAAACAGGCCGAAGUUCAAAAGAAUUGUAGUGAAGAGGAGUGUUUAAAGAAUGAUAAAAAUACUUGGUGAUUACAUAAAUUGGUAUGCUUCUGAAGAGCAAAGACAGAAGAAAACUAGACAUGAAAAUUGAAGAGUUUAAAAAACACAUUUAGGUAUCUGAAAGCAAAGAACUGUAAAGUUAUAGGGAUGAAAAGUGUGGGCGGUUAAUUUUUCUUUGAAUUACAAUACUGAAAUUUGGAAUAUGUUGAAACUGCGUGUGCUCAUUAUUAAAGUGUUAAUGAAAUGUCAAAUAAAAUAUUAAACAGAUUGAACAAGCAUAUAUCAUUUACUUUGAGGCUAAUUGUAAUCAACAAACAUUUUGGCAAGCAUUUUAUCCAAACUCUGUUAAGCCUUUUAUCGAAUUAAAACUUGGUUGUGAAUAUAUUUUUCAAAUUAAAACCUGAAUCCAUCUCUUGUUUUUAUUAUAGUAGAUUUUUGAUUGAGCAAGCAAUUCAUAUGGAGUACAAAAUGGGUACACCUAAGUUUCCUCAAUCAAAAUCAAACCAACAUUUAAAGCAAAUCUGAGAGCUCAAGAUUCAAAAUAAAUUGAAUUUCAAAGUUAUUGCAUGCAAAAUGGUUUUAAAUGUUUUAUCCUGUAAGAGUAGCCAUGCUGAAUAAA
Molecule: messenger RNA, 1772 nt
Organism: Rhincodon typus (whale shark)
Lineage: Eukaryota; Metazoa; Chordata; Chondrichthyes; Orectolobiformes; Rhincodontidae
Product: synaptotagmin-like protein 2
Exons: 8
Coding region: 1-975 (324 amino acids)
Biological process (GO): exocytosis
Cellular component (GO): exocytic vesicle; plasma membrane
Molecular function (GO): neurexin family protein binding
Source: RefSeq, a predicted model, not a curated record